Molecule: messenger RNA, 2037 nt
Organism: Asparagus officinalis (garden asparagus)
Lineage: Eukaryota; Viridiplantae; Streptophyta; Magnoliopsida; Asparagales; Asparagaceae
Product: probable alkaline/neutral invertase D
Exons: 5
Coding region: 211-1887 (558 amino acids)
Biological process (GO): sucrose catabolic process
Molecular function (GO): sucrose alpha-glucosidase activity; endo-alpha-N-acetylgalactosaminidase activity
Source: RefSeq, a predicted model, not a curated record
AGAGCAUUUUAUUCGGUUUCCUCCUCCUCCCCUCUCCUCCAUCUAUAAAUACACCCUUCCGAUAUGGUGCCCUCUUUUUCCCUUCUUCGUCCUUUUCUUCUUCCUUUUGUAAAUCCGUCGCCUCUCUCUCCGAUCCCCCGAGAUCUCCGCUGCUAUCGACGAGAUCGGCUCUGCUCACAUCAGAUCUCUAGGAUCGCAGAGCUGUAGUAAAUGGGCGAAAUGAUGGAGAGUAAUGGCCGACCGAGCAUUUUGAAGAUAGAGUCGAGCUCAUCCUUCCUCGAGGAUGACCUCGAUUUCUCUCGUCUCUAUGUGAAGCCGAGGAUGGAGAGGCAGAGGUCGUUCGACGAGAGGUCGCUCAGCGAGCUCUCGAUCGGGCCGAACCUUCGAGCGGUGGACAGCUAUGAUGCACUGUACUCGCCUGGAGCGAUGCGGUCAGCUCUGGAUACGCCGAACUCCUCGUCUGCGAGGACUUCGUUUGAGCCGCAUCCGAUGGUUGCUGAUGCUUGGGAGGCGCUCAGGAGGUCGAUGGUGUACUUUAGGGGGCAGCCGGUGGGGACGAUUGCUGCUUAUGAUCACGCUUCGGAGGAGGUCUUGAAUUAUGAUCAGGUGUUUGUCCGUGAUUUUUUUCCAAGUGCGCUGGCUUUCCUGAUGAAUGGUGAAUAUGAUAUAGUUAAGAACUUUCUGCUAAAAACUGUCCACCUUCAAGGAUGGGAAAAGAAGAUAGAUCGCUUCAAGCUUGGGGAGGGAGUCAUGCCAGCAAGCUUCAAGGUGCUUCAUGAUCCUAUUCGUAAAACUGAUACUUUAGUUGCAGAUUUUGGUGAAAGUGCAAUUGGUAGGGUGGCUCCUGUCGACUCUGGUUUCUGGUGGAUUAUUCUUCUUCGUGCAUAUACAAAGUCUACUGGGGAUUUAACCCUAUCUGAAACACCUGAAUGUCAAAAAGGGAUGAGACUCGUGUUAGCUUUAUGUCUAUCAGAGGGUUUUGACACCUUUCCAACCUUGCUCUGUGCUGAUGGGUGCAGUAUGAUAGAUCGUAGAAUGGGAGUUUACGGUUAUCCAAUUGAAAUCCAAGCUCUCUUCUUUAUGGCUCUGAGAUGUGCUUUAGCAAUGCUUAAACAUGAUACUGAAGGGAAGGAUUUUAUUGAGCGAAUUGUGAAGCGUCUACAUGCCUUAAGUUAUCAUAUGCGAAGUUACUUUUGGUUAGACUUCCAACAGCUAAAUGACAUAUACCGCUACAAAACAGAGGAGUACUCCCACACUGCAGUCAACAAAUUUAAUGUCAUUCCUGAUUCAAUUCCGGACUGGGUGUUUGAUUUUAUGCCAAUUCGUGGAGGUUACUUCAUUGGAAAUGUGAGUCCUGCACGAAUGGACUUCCGGUGGUUUGCCCUAGGCAAUUGUAUUGCCAUUUUAUCUUCUCUUGCUACUCCAGAGCAAUCUGCAGCUAUAAUGGAUCUUAUAGAGUCGCGCUGGGAAGAACUGGUCGGUGAAAUGCCCUUGAAGAUCGCUUAUCCUGCAAUAGAUAGCCAUGAAUGGCGGAUUGUGACUGGUUGCGACCCAAAAAAUACCAGAUGGAGCUACCAUAAUGGAGGGUCAUGGCCAGUACUUCUGUGGCUGCUAACUGCAGCCUGCAUCAAAACCGGCCGCCCCCAAAUCGCCAGACGAGCAAUCGAGCUCGCCGAGAGCCGACUACUAAAAGAUGGGUGGCCCGAAUAUUACGACGGAAAACUAGGCCGGUACGUUGGCAAACAAGCAAGAAAAUUCCAAACUUGGUCAAUUGCAGGAUAUUUAGUAGCGAAAAUGAUGUUAGAAGACCCAUCUCAUCUAGGAAUGAUUUCCUUGGAAGAGGACAAGGCGAUGAAGCCGGUUAUUAGAAGAUCGGCGUCUUUUUGAACCAGGUAGAAGAGAGAAUUUGAGGGUAAUCUAAUCAUUUAAUUGUUUCUUCUUCUUUUGUCUAAUUGGUAAUGCUUCUUGUUAAUCAGGCCUUUUGUAUGUACAAUUCGAUAUAUAUUAUAUAAUCAGCAGAUCCCAUUUCCAAAUAAA